AUGCAGAACGCGGGCGCCGCGUGCGCGGCGGCGGCGCAGGGCGAGGGCAAGGGUCGCGGCCCCGGGCCGCCAGCGCGCACAACGUUCGCGCAACUUGCGAAGCAACUGAUAACGGAGGAGGUGGGCGACCAGAGCCGCGAUACCUCGGAGAGCGCGAUGCAGCAGUGCUCGGAGCGCGAGUCUUGGGACAUCGUGCGGACGUGCCACGCCUGUCGUCUCGAGCGCUGCCACGACGAGAGCAAGGUGGAGAUCGCGAGGGCCGUCGACUGGCUCGAGCUGCAGAAGGUGAUCCGCCUCUUCUUGGGGCAGAUCGGGGAGUUGGAAAUUUUGGGGCUCGGCAUGUCGCGCCGCCGGGUCUGGCCUCCCGCGCCUCGGCGCGGCACGCUGGCCACGCCCCGGUCCGCAGAGUUGACGUGGACGUUGACCUCGGACACCGAGCAGAUCGGCGAUGGCUACCACGGGGGCCACGUCAUGGUCGCUGGCUCGCAGGAUGGUGUGUGGGUGGGCACUGCUCACAUGCAAGCCGUGGACUUCGUGUCGAUGGGCAAGUUCUUUCACGAGUACCCGGCCUUGUAUUUCAAGUACCAGGAUCCUUCAUUCUUCUCGCAGUCAAGGGCGGGGAAGGGGUAA
Prorocentrum cordatum is the source of this 630-nucleotide messenger RNA. NCBI's taxonomy places the organism in Eukaryota, Dinophyceae, Prorocentrales, Prorocentraceae. The record is from the annotation of a GenBank genome assembly.